AAAGAAAUGUACACAUGUUGGUAUUAAUAUACAUCACUGUGGUGCCUAAACAUAUUCACAAUUAAGCUUAGCUGUGGUGAAAUCACAAUCACGAAACAGCGUGUUGCAGACAGUAGCCUGCCUGUUUAUUGAUCUUGGAAACAGAAUCAGAGUAGGCUAUUAUUUUGAAAUGUGUGUAAGGGUGUUACAGAAUCUGAACUUUUAAAAAAAAUGAAAUAGGGAAAUCAAAAGUUCCUAUUCGGUGGUUUAACCUACUUGAGUGAUGAGUAAAUAAACUGAUAAAUAUCUGGGUAAUUUAGCAAAAUUAUGCUGUGAACUUUACAACUUAUGACAUAGUAAUAGGACAAUGGUCCAGCGCUUACAGAUACUGUGUUAGUCUGAGAUGGCCCUGAAAGUUUCAAUUAUUCCAUAUGACUGUGUAGGUAUGCAGGCUAUGUGUAUAGAAAGUGCAAACCCUGCAGACUUACACAAUGGCAACCAGAUGAGCACUGAACUAGUCUUUUCAUGCAAAGCAGGGUGUAACAAGACACAAUGUUUUGCAUGGUUUAUACAAAGACUGGAGUUCCUCUUACAAGGUGUAUGUUCACCUAUCUUAUCUCCUUUGCCUUCUGCACUCACUAAACAUCAACUCUAGGUCUAUCUAUUGCAACACUGGUGAAGACAAUAUUAAAAUACGCCUGUGGAAGUUUGUUCUGAUUUAAAAAUGAAGAAUGUAAAAGAAUACCAAGGUGUCGAGGCUACACAAGUGAGGAAGUAAACGAUUCUACACUCAGAAUUCUCAAUUGAAAGCUAUGCUGGCAGGUGACGGUCAUCCACAGACCACCUCAUGCACUAGCCCAGACAACAAUACAACUUGUCAAAUAAUUCAGAAACUGGGAAUAACAGUUGCAAUGUUGUCUGUGUGGAUACGGAAAGUGACCUUACGGGCUUGUGUAUCUGAACACAUUUCUCCGGUCUACCCGUAGGCCGUGCCAAAUGUGGCAGAAUAUCAUAUCGCAGGUUGGUGACGUAAUAAAAUGGAAUAGAUCAAGAUGCAGAGAUGGAUUGAUGGACAGAUGUUGGGGCGGAACUUGGGACACGUUCUCACGUAGUGGUAGCUUCCUCACACGUCUUUAUACAAACAAAUUUUUUUUUGUUUGAAAAACUACUAGAGACUAGUCGGCUUCAGUGUCUUUCUAGUACACAGCUGAUGACUAACUAUGCAAAUAAGACGACGUCUGUCAAGGACAGAAUACAAGAAACGUGUCCUGCUCGGAAAUAUUAUAAAGAAGCUUUGUUCCCACACUGGAGGUGUUUACUUCCAUUUUUGUCCCAUCUCACUUUAUUGAUUCGAGAGUCCAAGCGUUACCGUUUCUGAGUAACGCGGGUGAGAUUGUGAUCUUUUUUUCUUCUUCUCCUGAUGGCAUAAGGGGAGUGACUGAAACUUGACUUCAGUGUCUGCCGCUUUUUUCGCCUAGAAAGUGAUGAGCGAAGAUGAGCUUUGAUCGACAUGAUAUGAAUAGGCGCAGCCUCUGUACCGUCUCUGUACUUGAGAAACUUUUUUUGCCCAUUUCUUUCAUCCUGUGAAGUCCGUCACUUCUCGGAAAAGGGACACGGUCAUCUAUUGUGAAAGAGUGAAAAGGCUUUUUUUGCUGGGAUAAUUUACAUUAUCCACCAACUCCACUUACAGAAGUGUAAAAUCAAACUAGACUCUGAAGUUAUUUUGGAUAGUUUUUUUUCUCCCUUGAUCGACUGCUGUUUUGAUUCCUGCAUGAAAAGUACUGUGGAAGGUGACGGGUCACCAUGCCGAGGAGAAAGCAGCAAGAACCCAGGCGAUCAGCAGUGUACAUGCCAGAGGAUGAUCUGAAGGGCGACGGACCUUUCGACGAGGAGGAGCACCUGCGCGACGACGGGCUGUCGCUGGACGGCCAGGACGCACACGCGGAGUUCCUGUGCAACGAGGAAGACGACGAAGCCGAGGCCGAUGCCUUCAGGGUCCGCCCCCCUUCCGGCAGCUUCCGCGGCUCCCCCCUCAGCAACGGCACCAACCCGGACGCUGGCUACGGCUCGCCGCUCAGCGACGCCAGCGACCGCCUCGCCGACCUCAAGAGCACGUCGUCCCGCGACGACGGAUGCCAGGACGGCAAGGAGGAUGGCGGCCUGUCCUCCUACCGCAUGGACACCUCCAUCGGCUCCAUCGGCGGCGCCCCCUCCUCCCUCAUGGGCAGCCCCAACAGCGGCAGCCUGGCCCUUCACGACAGCCUGGCCCAGAUGAAGGCCGUCUACGCCAACCUACUCUCGGACGCCUCCUGGUCGCGCAUCGCCAUGGACAUCAUGAAGGCCAAGCCCGUGUCGUCCAGCCCCGGCGGCAGGGGCGGCAUCCCCCCAGCCAACGCCCCGCUGGCCCUCGCCGCCACCAAGCCCGCCGCCGCCACCGCCACGUGCCCCAGCAGCAGUGCCAGCAGCGCCACCAGCCACAGCCACAGUCACAGCAGCAGCCAUCACAACGGGAAGAGCGCUACGGUCAACCCCCCUCCGAGCAGCGCCAACGGCAACUCCAAUGGCACCCCCACGCCGACCGCGCUACCCGUACCCGGCGGCGAGCCUAACGGCAACGGCGGCGGUGGCAUCGCCGGGGGCAACCCGAGCAACGGGGGCAACAUUGCCUACGACUGGCAUCAGGCGGCCUUGGCCAAAACCCUCCAGCAGACCCCGUACCACUUACUGCCAGAGCCCAGCCUCUUCAGCACGGUGCAGCUGUACCGCCAGAACAACAAGCUGUACGGCUCGGUCUUCACCGGCGCCAGCAAGUUCCGGUGCAAGGACUGCAGCGCCGCCUACGACACGCUGGUGGGGCUCACAGUGCACAUGAACGAGACGGGCCACUACCGCGACGACAACAAGGACAAGGAGGAGGAGGACAGCGGCAAGCGCUGGUCCAAGCCGCGCAAGCGCUCGCUCAUGGAGAUGGAGGGCAAGGAGGACGCGCAGAAGGUGCUCAAGUGCAUGUACUGCGGCCACUCCUUCGAGUCCCUGCAGGACCUCAGCGUGCACAUGAUCAAGACCAAGCAUUACCAGAAAGUGCCUCUCAAAGAGCCCGUGCCGGCACUGGCCACGAAGCUGGUGCCCUCAGCCAAAAAGCGUGCGCUUCAGGACUCCCUCAUCUCCCCCUGCUCCCCAGAGACUAUGCCAGCCAGUGGCGCCAUGGCGUCCGCUGACCCAGGCAAAGACCCGAAGCUAGCCGCUAAUCCGUACGUCACUCCCAACAACCGCUACGGGUACCAGAACGGAGCGAGUUACACUUGGCAGUUCGAGGCCCGCAAGGCGCAGAUCCUGAAGUGCAUGGAGUGCGGGAGCUCCCACGACACGCUGCAGCAGCUGACGGCCCACAUGAUGGUCACGGGACACUUCCUCAAGGUCACAAACUCCGCCUCCAAGAAGGGGAAGCAGUUGGUGUUUGACCCGGUGGUGGAGGAGAAGUUCCAGUCCAUUCCCUUGCCGCCGACCACCACGCGACUCCCCGUUCCCCCCUCCGUCAAGUCUCAACCCGUCUCCCCGGCUCUCUCCACAGGGUCAGAGGGGAAGAGGGAGAUGGCCAUGGAGGGUGAGAGGAGGACCGAGUCGAGCGAGCCCGAGGAGAGAAAAAUCAAAGAGGAGAAGGACGACGAGAAGAGCGGAGGAGUGGAGAAAAAGGAGUCCGACUCCACGUCCUCCUACAAGUACCUCAGAGAGGAGGACCUGGACGAGACUCCGAACGGAGGCCUGGACAUUCUGAAGUCCCUGGAGAACACCGUGUCCAGCGCCAUCAGCAAGGCCCAAACCGGCACCCCCACGUGGGGGGGCUACCCCAGCAUCCACGCAGCGUACCAGCUCCAGGGAGCGCUGAAGCCGUCGUCCUUACUGUCGCCAUCUGUUCAGAGCGUUCCCAUGCAACCGGCGUUCAGUAGCAGCAGCAUGCGGGCCUUCGUGACAGAUCCAGGGUCCGUCAUCCACUCGCCCAGGAGCCCCUCGUCCCCGCCCUCGCUCAGAAGCAACGUGUCGGCCAUGGAGGAGCUGGUGGAGAAGAUGACCGGCGGCAAGGCCGCCGCCGUGAAGAAGGAGAAAGAGGAGCGGGUGGUGAGCGACGGGCGAGGGGGAGGGGGAGGGGAGCGAUGCGGGUCCCUGUCCUCCUCUGCCAAAUCUCCGUCCCAGUCCCCGCCCGUGCAGAGAGCCGAGCAGAGGGAUCAGAGGGAUGGCACCGGUCCCAUCAUGGCCUACCCCACAGCAGGGAACCGGAGCACCAGUCCCAGAAAGGCAGAGGCUGCUGAGCUGGUCUGCAAGAAGGAGCCCAAAGACAGCCCGCUCGACACUACCACUCUCACCAAUCACCAUCACCCCCACCCUCACCACGCCAAAAACGGCCCCGACGCCAACACCACGUGCAGGUCGUCGCCCAUUACCAACGGCACCACCAACAGCUUGGGCAUCAUCACCGACCAUUCACCGGAGAGGCCUUUCAUCAACCCACUCAGCGCACUGCAGUCGAUCAUGAACACGCACCUCAGCAAGGCCUCCAAGCCCAUCAACCCCGCCGCGGACCCCCUCUCCAUGCUCUUCAAGAUCAGCAACAGCGUGUCAGACAAGCCACCCGUCUUCAACAACACUAACGCCACACAGGUGAAGCAGCAGCCCGACAACAACCCCGUCAACAACCGCUUCUUCUACGAGAGCAACGACCAACCUAUAGAUCUAAGCAAAUCCAAAAGCGGUGGUGGCGGCGGUGGUGGUGGAGCAGGAGGAGACGAGCGCAGCGGAAACGCCACUUCCAGUAUCCCUCUGAACAGCUCCAUGAACGGCAACAGCAACAGGCCUCUCGGCCUGUGCGGCCUCCCGUUCCCGGACUCCGGACUGUCGUCGCCGCUGCGGGAGAACGCGCUGAUGGACAUCUCGGACAUGGUGAAGAACCUGACGGGCCGCCUCACGCCCUCCAACAAGUCCUCCACUCCCUCCUCCAUCUCGGAGAAGUCGGACGUGGAAGGCAGCGUCACGUUCGAGGACGCGCUGGACGACCUGUCGCCCUCCGUGCAGGGGGGUAAGCGCAAGGGCCGGCAGUCCAACUGGAACCCGCAGCACCUGCUCAUCCUCCAGGCCCAGUUCGCCUCCAGCCUCAGGGAGACCCCGGAGGGUCGCUACGCCAUGACCGACCUGGGGCCGCAGGAGCGGGUGCACAUCUGCAAGUUCACCGGCCUCUCCAUGACCACCAUCUCCCACUGGCUGGCCAACGUCAAGUACCAGCUGCGCAGGACCGGCGGCACCAAGUUCCUGAAGAACAUGGACUCGUGUCAGCCCGUCUUCCUCUGCGGCGACUGCGCCUCGCAGUUCAGGACUCCUGCCGCCUACAUCGCCCACCUGGAGUCGCAUCUGGGCUUCAGCCUGAAGGACCUGUCCAAGCUGUCGGCCGAUCACCUGCGGGAGCAGCAGGCUGUCUCCAAGGUGAUCGGCGACAAGCUGGCGUCGUACGCGAGCCCGCUGGCCUCCAUGAUGGCGGCCGUGGCGGCGACGGCGGCGGACGACGAUUCUGGCUCCGGCGCCAUUUACCAGUGCAGACUUUGCAACCGGACGUUUGUUAGCAAGCACGCCAUCAAGCUGCAUCUGAGUAAGACUCACGGCAAGUCGCCGGAGGACCACUUAGUUUUCGUCACGGCGCUAGAGAAGCUGGAGAAACAGGAGAAGGUGUGAAGCGAGACGACGAGACGUCGAGGAUGGGCGCCAGACGCAGCUAUCCCCCCCUCCCUCCCCACACACAGCUAACACUCCCCAGAGACUCUGCUGUGUAAACUGACCAGUUUCAUUGCACUAAAAAUAUAUAUUGAUCACAUUUACUGCACUGGGCCAACACUGAGCCGUGAAAAAAAAAUGAAAAGGAAAAGAAAAAAAGAAUGAACUUAAAAAAAAAACAGUCUUACUUUUGUUGUGAAACUGCCUGACUGGACCAUGUCUUUUUAUGUUCAAGUUUGUUUUGUUUUUAUUUUGCCAAGUUUUUUAUUUUGUAAUGUAUUUAUAUGCUAUUUGUCCUGAUCUGUGCAUGUCCUUUAGUGAUGUUGAACAAGUUUUCAUUCAAUUAAUGCUCUUUAAAAAUGACUACUGGUUACUAUAGUUGUGGAUUUGAAAAAAGAAACAUUCAUUUGGAAAGAGGAACAUGAAAAUAUGACAUGAAGAAUUUGAAUUGUUUAUCUAAAGUGAAAGCCCUUCCGGAAGACUGAAGUAGCACCUUAAAGACGAUUUAAUUUUGUAAAGAGAACUUUUAAAAAAAUGUUUCAAUGACAAAAACAGAUUAAUUUUAUUGAUCUCCUGCUAAUUUUCCUUGUUUUAUUAUUUUUAACAUUCAACAACUAUAUUAACUGAAAGUUGUGAUCAGAUGAUGAUUUGUGUGUUGCAUUGAGAAAAGGAUUUUUCCCAAACGUUCUGAACAGUUAAUGCAUUGCUGCUUUAGGUUCAAAUCAAUCAGUGAGAAGGCAUUGCAGAACAGUAUGCAAGUUUGUUGUAAGACAAAAAAAAUAGACAAUGUUUCUUUUCAAUGUAAAGUAUCACUUUAAUAGUAAUUUUCAAAAAUGUAUGGUUUGUUACAAUAUCUUUCUAUAUUGUGCCGCUUUAAUUUCAACCCAUAGAAGAUAUUAGUCCGUUAUAAUGGUUAGUAUGGAAAAUGUAAAACUCACAUGACAUAUCUUGCCAUUUGCAACAGCUCAAUGUUAUUUGUACUUUAAGAUGUGUGCAUUCUUUAACUUUUAUAUUGUCAUUUUAUAUAUGAAAAUCUACAAAAAACCUAAACAAAAACGGACAACAUCCUGUAUAUAAUUAUAUGAUGUAGAAACACAAAUGUCCCCCUCUUUUUUGGAAAGAAGAAGAAAAAAAAAAAAGCUCCCCUAGCUUGGUUUACAAGACAACAAAUAACUAUACUUGCAUCCAGUUAGAUGCAUGAUGAUGGUGUGAAAAUACAUGAGCGAUGCACAAUGACUAUACAGUUUAAUGUUUUAUCAACAAUAUUGUAAAAAAGGAAAAAAAGAUCUUUUUAGCGCCAAUAACUUUUUGUUUUGUUUCCGUUUUUUUUUCCUUUUUUUAUUUUAUUUUUCUCAAUUGUAAAAUAAACCCCAAAGCAGU
Messenger RNA from Engraulis encrasicolus (European anchovy), 7116 nucleotides. RefSeq names its product teashirt homolog 1-like. Gene Ontology annotation, cellular component: nucleus. NCBI's taxonomy places the organism in Eukaryota, Metazoa, Chordata, Actinopteri, Clupeiformes, Engraulidae. The record is from RefSeq and is a predicted model, not a curated record. Gene Ontology annotation, molecular function: DNA-binding transcription factor activity, RNA polymerase II-specific; DNA binding. The transcript has 3 exons. Gene Ontology annotation, biological process: regulation of transcription by RNA polymerase II. The coding region runs from base 1783 to 5697 and encodes 1304 amino acids.